AUUGCAGUGCAGCAGAGAAUUCCAAUAGUUACACCUGUGCUUGACGAUCCUCUUCUAUUUGAAUAUUUAAGGAAUGACUGACUGCAGUGCGGUUUUAACACAUUUCAAAACGGUUUUGCAUGUUUUCGAAUUGACAAAAAAGCUCCACGAAAUGUUAUUACCGAGGCUUUUAUUGUGAUUUAAAAGGCCAACCGGAAGUUCCGACGAUACUUGAAGCUAGAAGCUAAAGCUAGAAAGGUUGUCAUCAAAUCCAGACGCUUAUUUGCCGUAACUCAUUAGUUGACAUUAAUUUGACACUGUGUGAACACAUGAACAUGAACCCAAGGGAGACGUAGAAAUAUUUCCAGGUCGUCUCCAUAAACUUCUGUCGAGCGACUACUUUUUUACCUGGGGGAAAAAUCUAUACAGAGGUUGGUCAAAAUGUCUAUUGUCUGUUGUUAAGUGUUAGCUAGCUGAGUUAGCGUCGUUUGCAGAGCUUAGGGGGAGUCUGCGCAAAUUUAUCACUUUUAACGUCGGAGCAUGAGACGGUGGGACCUGUUAAUAGUUGCUGAAUAUCGGUUGUAGCUUAAGGGGGCUGAUAGCUACCUGCUAAGAUGAGCAUAGCUGGUAAACGUUAGUGGCUAGCUGUUUAAUAACAGUAGAUGGAGGCAGAGAUGGUGGCUGACCAAAGCGCUGGUCACCGCCGCGUCACGACUCACAGGCAUCAUUCAGCCUGAGGUCAAACUGUCUGUACUACUGUGUGCGUCUGCUCCGGCUGAGAUGGCUAUUCAUUGCCACGACUUAUAUACACCAACAGGUCAGUCAGUCAGGCUGCUGCUUAACUUAAGUCAACAUUAAUGUGACACUUCAUGGAUGAGACAGAUUAGCCCCUCCGAGCUAAUGCUACUGAGCUAGCCGAGACACUCAGUUGACACAGAUCUAUGAGUACAGCUUCCCCUACUGCAGACCACUUCAGAGCUUGCUGAAUUAUUUUAUUUAUUUAUUUUUACACAGAAUUCACAGUAAUAUAGGUCACUGAAGAGGCAGCUCAGAUUUAAAGGCCCAGCCUGGUUCACCUCCUCUACAGAGCAGCAUCUAAGCUGCCCAAGUGUCCUUGAGCAGGACGAUGGAGGCAGUUUGCUCACUGUGACAAGAAUGCCUUUAUUACUCAGAUCCAUCUGUCGAUGGAUCUAAGCUUAAGCAGACUGCAACCAAAUGAAGAGAACAUCAGUCACUAUGUGAGCCCCAGUGGGUUAUUUGUGGCAUUAAAUGAAUCAACCUAAUGAGGCUGUAUAUUUGAGAGAUGGGCUCUGAAAACCCAGAAGACUUUGGUUCAGUUGUGAUCCUUACUGAAGAUGAUCAGCAAGAGAUUGGAGGGCUGAUCAACUCUGAUGGUGAAGAAGUGGAUUUCUCAGAUCUGAGAGUGAGUGCCAUCCCUGGCGCCAUCCCUGCAGAUGCUCCCUCAAAGACAUUUGGUCCAAGUGAGAAUGAAAAACCGCCUUCUCUUCACACCUGCUCAGUAUGUGGGAAAGACUUUCCUUAUGCCUCUAAGCUUCAGCGUCACCUACGUACUCAUUCGGGAGAGAGGCCUUUCCCGUGCUCCAUGUGUGAGAAGAGAUUUCCAGAAAAGGGGCUUCUCAUGAUCCAUGAAAGGGUUCACACUGGGGAAAAGCCAUUCCCUUGCACUUUCUGUGAGAAAAGAUUUGCCAGUCAGGGGGAGCUCCGGCUACACCGGCGGACACACACUGGUGAGAGGCCUUACCACUGCUCCAUCUGUCUAAAGAGCUUUUCUCGUCACUGGCACUUGAAAACGCACUUGGAGGCAAUGCACUCUGAGGUUGUUGCAGGCUUUACGAGGAAGAAAUUUCCCUGUUCAGACUGUGAGAAAAGCUGUAACUCAGCUGCUGAAUUGAGGGAUCAUCAGAGGACUCACACUGGAGAAAGACCCUUCCAGUGCUCUUUCUGUGACAAACGCUUCGCCUUGUCAGGUACGCUUGUAAGACACGAGCGCCUCCAUACUGGCAUCACGCCUUACCACUGCUCUGACUGCGGAAAGACAUUUGCACAGCAGUGGACCCUGACCACACACAUGCGGACUCACACGGGAGAGAAACCUUACAGCUGCACGCAGUGCGAUAAGUCUUUUGUUGCUCCUGGAGAGCUUCGGAGGCACACCAGGAUUCACACUGGGGAAAAGCCAUACACCUGCGCAGACUGUGGGAGGCACUUCUCAUUGGCAGGAACUCUCAGAAACCAUAAACGGUCAUGCACACAGAGCAAGAAGGAGUCGGAUACAGAGGUUGUGUCAGACUUAGUUCGGGCUGCAGCUGAAGAAUCUUCCCAGCGAGAUCUGGCCAGCAGCAUCAGCUCUGAGGUGUCUGUCAGUCAGACUGUGCCUUGUGCAACUGAGCCCACUUCCUCAGAGGGUUUUAAAAAAGCAGCUCAGUGUGAAAAUACCCCAGAAGGACCCAUCGGCCAGCCGGACGACACUGCUCCCACCCCACAUAUGAAUGUAAUCGUGAAAGAGGAGGAAGAAGAGGAACCAUUGUGCGUGGAAGAAACUCCAGAGCAGGUGUCUGUUGGUGAGGACUGUACCAUACCAGAAGAAACUGAAAAGCAGCGUCAGGAAAGCACCACAGAAAUUAGUAUUACAGUAAAGGAGGAAGAACAGCAACCUCUCAAUAUGUCUGGAAAAGAUCCCGAGCGUGUUGCAAACAGUGAAAAAGAAUGCCCUCCAUCACCGCCAGUGCGGGGAGAGUCAAAUAACAACAUACCAAAGAGCUCUUACUGCUGUGGCCUUUGUGGAAGAGACUGCCACAAGAUGUCUGCGCUUCAGAUCCACAUGCGAAUUCACUCUGGAGAGAAACCGUACCGCUGCACCUUAUGUGGGAAACAGUUCACCCAGAAAGGGCAACUCAAAGGUCACUAUAAAGUUCACACAGGAGAGAAACCGUUUUCCUGUCCGGACUGCGGGAAGAGCUUCGCCCACUCGGGGGCCAUGAACAGACAUCGGCUCACGCACACAGGAGAGAGGCCCUACCACUGCUCCGUGUGCGACAGGAGCUUCAACCAGUCCGGCCGCUUGAGGGAACACGAGAAAAUCCACUUAGGUGAGAAGUUUGACUGUCCUGAGUGUGAGAAGAGUUUCACACGAGCUUCAAGCCUAAAGAAUCACUUCAGGCUCCACACAGGAGAGAGGCCGUACGGCUGUGACAUCUGUGGGAGAGGCUUCAGCCGCUCACAAAGCCUGAGGCUCCACAGACGAAAACACGAGCAGAUUCAGACCGAGGAGGAGUCUGCGUUCAAUAUGAGGAAUGAUGACUUAUCACACAGCGAUGAUAACUCUCCAAUUAAUAUGUGCAUAACAGACAAGAAAGAUGGAUGAUGUAUUUAAAAGACAUGUACCUCUAGUAUUAUUAAGACUUCAGACAGUAAAACAGGAACAAGGUGAUGUGGAAAUAAGGGACUACCUCUGUGAUUAGAACUUUAUUCAUACUUUUGUGUGGUUUUUCACACUAGGGAUGUGCAGCACUAGUCGGGCAGGCGACUACAUGUUGCUUUCCUCACUAGUCAUCGCAAGAAAUGUUAGCGCUAUAAGCAAAAUAUUCAUAUUUCUUAAUGUAUAAUGCCAGUAAACUGUUCUAAGGUGUAGGUGUUAUGUAGGAGUGUAGCCCCAGCAGCACGCCUCUCUUUCUUUCUGUGACAAGAACCUGAAAGCAAGCAAUGUGAAAAACAAGCAGACGACAGACGCACUAACCAGUGCGGUAUGGAAAUAUUUUGAUCUUUUAAAAAAGUGAACAGCUGCGUGUAGGCCAUGGCAGAAACUGCUACUGGAGCGGUGCAUGAACACAGUCUGCACAGACGUGUGGACGUUUACCUGCACGGACAGAAACAUUAGCCACACUUGGUAAACUAACCUUGUACACUAACGUUGUGUGGGCAGUGCUAGACACAGCUCAGCACACAUUUCAGCUGCAUUAUAAUAUGGUUGAACAUUUAAAGAAUGUGAUUAGCUGUUUUAAAUGGGUCUCAAGUACACAAGCAGUAUAUGUGUGUCUACUAGACUGAAAUUUUACUGUCACAAGUUUUUUUCUCACAUUGGUUGACUGGUCCAAUUUUCUUUUCAUUAGUUUUUUUCCCGAAUUUACAUGAAAAUAAUACUAACUUUAAAAAAUGUAACUCCCUGAAGAGUGUAGACAGGCUUCUAAAUAGAUACACACCAAGUGAUGUUCAGUAACACCAACCAAACAUAUUUCUACUAAUUUAUGUAACAUCUUGGAAAGUGUUUAAAAUUCUAUAUAUUGGAGGUCACUUUUACCUAACUCUGUCACUGAUUACCUGUCCUGGAGCCACUGGAAUAGUCCACUCACACUUAUUAUUAUGAGUGACUGAUUUAAAAGUCUGUGAUUACACUUGUUUUUCAUGCAGUAUUUGUUAUCAGGCUAAUAGUGUAUGUGGAAAUUUGGUUGAAACUUUUUGUACUAAGCGUUAUAGUGGCCCAUUAAGCAGUUUAAGAAUCAGGUGAAUCUGAAACUUCUUUCAGACAUUUAGCCAGAAAUGAAACUAAAUGUCAUGAAAUAAUCAACAAUGAAGCCAGUCUUCUGUAAGUGGCGAAUGCUUAUUAAGUCUUGUUUUCGAUUGUUACUUAUUAGCCAGAUAACAAUUCGGGUUCACCUGAUUUUGUCGUCUUUUAAAGGCCGAGUAACCGACAUGAUUAAAGGUACCAUCCUCUAAUUCUGUGAUGCUAAAGGCAAUAAUUUGAAGCCAUGUAGGUGGUUAAUUAUGCCAUGUGCUGCCUCUGUCUAAAUGUAUGGGACAUGUCAUGUUGAACAAUAAAAGUUCUAAACACUA
This is a messenger RNA of Haplochromis burtoni (Burton's mouthbrooder), 4830 nucleotides long. Its product is annotated as zinc finger protein 883-like. The transcript has 6 exons. Gene Ontology annotation, biological process: regulation of immune system process; negative regulation of transcription by RNA polymerase II; regulation of cytokine production. The record is from RefSeq and is a predicted model, not a curated record. The coding region runs from base 1283 to 3364 and encodes 693 amino acids. Gene Ontology annotation, cellular component: nucleus. Lineage: Eukaryota; Metazoa; Chordata; Actinopteri; Cichliformes; Cichlidae.